Phlebotomus papatasi is the source of this 2594-nucleotide messenger RNA. It is a transcript of the gene sca, whose product is annotated as protein scabrous. Lineage: Eukaryota; Metazoa; Arthropoda; Insecta; Diptera; Psychodidae. Bases 282 to 2228 code for a protein of 648 amino acids. The record is from RefSeq and is a predicted model, not a curated record. The transcript is spliced from 4 exons.
CUCUCAUGGUGGUAAGACGUGUUCUCGAAGUUCGGUCGUACGAGACACAUUUCUCUGUUCAUAUCUCUCUAGAGGACUAAUGCCAGAAGGGAAUAAUCUGUAUUCUAAAUCAAGUGAUCCUGAGUGAUUUCCUGUGUGAAUAAUUCACUAAAUCAUUCUUAAUCUCAUCCGUUAGCAUCCCAUGACAUUUUCCUUAUCCGGUCUGUGAAAGAGAAUAUAGGAAGUGAAUGGGCAAAUAAUCAAUUUCUUGUGAAUUAUUAAUCCAUCGAAGUUGAGUGACAAUGAUUCAAGUGUCCUUCCUCUGCUUCUUGUCUUUCGUGGGGAUCCUUGUGGUCACCGAAGGCACCAACAUGGAUAUAAGUGAGCAAAUGUCGCUAAUGUCGAAGCAAUUGAAUGCACUAAUGACAAGACGUGGAGAGGAUUACCAACUACUAGAAGAAAAUCUCAAGAAGUUUGUCAGGCAGAAUGCCCAGCAAUACACAACAGUUGAUGUACGAGAGGAAAUUAAUCAAUUGAGGAAAGAGCUGAAGAUAUUGAGAGAGGGCUCUUCUGGGUCAAAUGAACACCUCACGGCACAAUGGCUUACAAGAACCAUCGCAGAACUCAGGUCGGAAUUGGCUGAACUCCAGCAAACAUCAUCAGCAUCAUCAAAGGAGUUUCAACAACGCAGUCAAAUGAUUGAAGAUAUCAGUGGACUGAGGGAAGAUGUUAAGACACUCAGGCUUGAAGUUGAGGCGCUUCGUUCAAGACAGGAAAAGGCGGACAAACUAAUUCAUGAGUUGAGGAAUGAGGCUAUUCAGAACAGCCAGGACUUACGACGGAGCCUCAAGUACAAGAACCAGAAACUGCCAAAAACUAUCGAUUACAUCGAGCCAGAGGCAGAUCAUCGAAUGCGCCACAGAAAAUUUAUUCGGCAGCAACUCCACGAACUGGAUGUUGGACAGAAAUCUCUUUUCCGACACUACAAUGAACUUCGUAAUCAGCGCUUAAGUGAGCGUCUACAGAGCAUCGAGACGGAGCAAAAGCACGCUGCCACAAAGACCUUUAACCUAAGCCGUGAACUUGGUCAUCAAUCCACGACAAUGAACAAGAUGCACAGUUCAAUACUUGAACUGCUGGAGGAUGUUGAGAGUAUCCAGAAUAAGAUGGACAAGACACUUCCAGAACUUCGUCGUGAAAUAUCAAAAGUUGAAUUCAAUGCUGCCCAAAUCACAGCCCAGCAGCAUUUUACCCACGAGGAGGGUCAGAAUUGUGCCAAGGCUCUUCAGGCUCUAGCCGUUAGUGUUAGUAGUCUCCAGAAGGAUGGAGACAUCUUGAGGGCAGUUCAACAUCAAACAGACAGAUUGCAGCAAGAUGUGGAGCGCAUCAAGUCAGCAGUGUCACUUCACAGGGAAGUCUUCCACAGUCGAUUGGAGAAGAUGGAAUCAGAGUCCAAGGACAACCGAUCAGUUUCCUUAGAAGAAAAUUUAUCCGAGGAUCAACGACAAACCCAAAUCCUUGUUGAUCAACUCGAACAUGUAGAAUUGGAAUAUGAGGCUAUCGUGAACAAGAUGCCAAGAGACUGUUCAAAUCUUGAUCAUAAUCUCAAUGGGUUCUACUUGAUCGCUCCAGAAGGGCAACACCGACCCAUCAUAACCAAAUGUUCUGUUGGCGGAUGGAGUCUCAUUCAGAGACGUCAUGAUGGUACCGUGGACUUCAAUAGAUCCUGGGAUGAAUACGCACAAGGAUUUGGAUCGCCUUUUGGGGAGUUCUGGAUCGGAAAUGAGGCACUGCAUCGACUUACAGCUGACAAUUGCUCAAGUCUUCGUAUCGUAAUGCAAGAUAUCUACGACAAUACGUGGUAUGCAGAGUACAGUCAUUUCUACAUUGAUUCCCGAUCAGAUGGUUUCAGGCUUACAGUGGCGGGUUUCAGUGGUAAUGCUUCAGAUGCACUGAAUUAUCAAAAUGGAAUGCAAUUUUCAGCGAUCGAUGAUGAUCGCGAUAUAAGCAAUACCCACUGUGCCACAAAUUACGAAGGUGGUUGGUGGUUUUCACACUGUCAACAUGCCAACCUGAAUGGACGUUACAACCUAGGACUCACGUGGUUUGAUUCCGCAAGAAAUGAGUGGAUUGCUGUUAAGUCGAGUACGAUGGAGAUCGCAAGGCGACUACAUUGCGAUUCCGAGAUUGGCACAACAAUCGCUCUAGAUGAGACCAAAGACUCCACAGAAGGAUAUCCUAGAGUAUAAGGUUCAACCAAAAGACUCCGAAUUUAAGCAAAGGUCUCAUGAUUUUCUUAUCAUGAGGAUCUAUUGUAUAAGCAUCGACAUGUAGUAAUGAACUCAUUAACACAAAGUGUUUGAGAUAUCUACAGGGAUUAUAAUCAGAGUUGAAACUUUGUAUCAACUAAUCAUAUCAGUCGAAGAUUUAAUAAAGUAUAUUAUGUAUAAUUCUAUUGAAAAGUUGGGAAUCAAGUGAGGUACAAUUAACACAUAUUUCAAUAAAUUAUGCGUCUCAAUUCUAUACACAUUUCUAUUAAAUUAAAUUUAUAAAAGUUGUAGGUUUUUUCUGUGCUCGGGUUCUUGUACUAUUUUUUCCAAUAUUUGGAUCUGACC